AUGUAUCAGCCACUGGAUCGCGACACGGCAGACCACUCACCACUCAACUUCAACAAGAGCCAACAGCCCAGUCAAAUUCGCCCUGUUGUACCAGACCACGGCGUCGCAAGCCUCAAGCCGAAGAAGACGUUCAAGCGGCCACCCAAGCGCCUAAGUCUCUUUCUAAAAUUCAGUCUCGUCAUCUCAUUGCUCUUCCUCGCGGGCGCCGUCGCCUUUUUCUCAUGGCUAUGGUGGGCACCCCACCAAGACGUCCGCUGGCGGAAAUGGGUCCUCGCCCCGAACCGGCUCCAACUGAGCAUAACUCUAUCCGCCGUCGUCAUCCGAACUGCCAUAGGCAUACUGGCCACCGCGGCCACGGCCAUGAUUGCGUCGGCCGCGGUCGAGCGGAGGGGCGUAUACCUCCAAGAUAUCGCCCAAGUAUCGGUCGCGCGCUUCUCCAGCGAUGGACCCCUCUCGCUCAGUCUUCUCGCGCUCACGAGCUCAUCGCUGCAGCCACUAGUCCGCCUGGUUCUGGCGCUCUUGGCUAUCACGACGAUUGCUGCGCAAUUUACAUCCACUCUCCUUGUAGCAGACCUCGAGCAGCGCCGGGUUGUCGCUUUUGCUGAUUCGGUGUCCAAUGCGUAUACCUUUAUCCCGGGGAACCACUCGAGCGGCAAGCCGCCUGAAGCUGUCUCCGGGUAUGCGCACAACUACUGGAUCCAACGACCGCGACUUACGGAAACGUUCGCAGAGUACACGGGUACGGCAGCAGAAGGAGAAGGACUAGACGAUACCGGACCAACAGUCAGGGCCUUCCUCCCUGUAGCAUCGCAGCAGGAGCGCGAGUCGCUCCUCGAGUUCCAAGGCAUGGCCAGAGUCCUAGACACGCGGUUCAUCUGCAUGAGGCCGCAGCUCAGCAACGUUCGCCCGUGCAACGGCACAGACGGCGUCGACAUUUGCGGAUCGAUACGGCUCGAUCCCACCGUGGACGCGGCGGCUGCGGCGGGGCUGACGUGGACGGAUGAGAUGAACUUCAAUUUUAGUUGUCCUGUGACGGGGUACAUGGGCAAUCGAUACGACUGGCAGAUUUGCGCGUAUGAGACGCUGAACUGGACGUCCUUUGACUGGUCACUUCGGAAUACCACGAGGAUGACGACGAUGAGGAUUGUGUGGGAUGCGGGAAGAAUCCAAGGAAAUAUGAGCUCUGACAGCAUGGAGUCGACUGUCAAGGUGCUAAGUUCGACUGGCUCCGGCCCGUGGACGAGGGAGUCUCUGCAUAUCAAACUUGUUGAUUCUAACACCGUUGGCAAAGACCAGUAUAUCAACUUCAACAUGACAAUGUGUGCACAGUUCUACAACUACCCGGACUCGAUUCAGUAUCUCAACGUUUCCGCAACCAGCUCAAGCAACAGGACAGAGCCAACCUACGAGUGGGAUGUAGAGCGAGAGGUCUACGACACGAGUGCGGUCCGCAGACAACUUGGCGCCGUCAAAGACGCUUCAUCUCUAUCCCACGAAGACCGCCAAGUCCUAUCCAUCAGCAAAGAUAGGUUAGACUCGGCCGUGACUGACGCUCGCGAUGGCUCUAAAUGGCAACAGUAUGCCGCCGACCGUAGUCUAGAAUGGUUCUUCGACCGCGUUACCUACGCCCGAAUGCCCUCCAUGCCCAUCGCCUUCUGUCACAAUUGCGCUCCCAAUCUCGACUCCCAGGACGGCACCAGCGAUGUGAUCUACGAGCGGCUUUUUGGCGAUACCAUCGACGAGACGGGAUCGCCGGCUCGCGCGAUGCAGGCUGUUUACUUCACCCUUGCCCGACUUGUCUACUAUGACUUUCUCAGCGCCUUUUCUCCCAAUACUGCCGUACCUGGGAUGGACACUGCGGAUGUGGUCACGUUUGAGCUGACUUCGAUACCAUGGCGAUUCAGGGGUUAUCUAGCCGUCGUAGGGAUAAUUCUUGUCUUCCUGGCCUCAUUUGCUGCGGCUGCGGUCCUGUUCAGGUCUACGCGAUACAGCUUGCCUGAGAAUGCGUGGCAUACUGUAGCGCAGAUCUCCGAAAGCCCCGAGCUGGCAGACUUGCUUCACGACGCGAAGGUUGCUACUGAUGGCGAUGUUGGACGUUUAGCAAAGGCCUCCAAGUCUCAACGUUUCGUGGUGCGAGAUGGUGUCUUCACUCAAGCUUCGGGGGCUGGUCUGGAUGUGGAGCUGGAGUCGAAUCAGUCCCGCCGUCGACUGACAACGCACGAAGCGGUUUCGUAA
This is a messenger RNA of Colletotrichum tamarilloi, 2235 nucleotides long. RefSeq lists its product as uncharacterized. NCBI's taxonomy places the organism in Eukaryota, Fungi, Ascomycota, Sordariomycetes, Glomerellales, Glomerellaceae. The transcript has 2 exons. Bases 1 to 2235 code for a protein of 744 amino acids. The record is from RefSeq and is a predicted model, not a curated record.